Messenger RNA from Cataglyphis hispanica, 1550 nucleotides. Its product is annotated as alpha-ketoglutarate-dependent dioxygenase alkB homolog 4. The transcript has 5 exons. Gene Ontology annotation, biological process: oxidative demethylation. Bases 236 to 1135 code for a protein of 299 amino acids. Gene Ontology annotation, molecular function: oxidoreductase activity; demethylase activity. Lineage: Eukaryota; Metazoa; Arthropoda; Insecta; Hymenoptera; Formicidae. The record is from RefSeq and is a predicted model, not a curated record.
AUCAUUAGCCAUCUUUAUUAUGAAGAUUUCAUCUAAAAAUAUUAAGAAUAUAAUUUCUUAAUUUCAUCUAAUGAGAAAUAAAAUUCUUUCGAAUCGAUACGGACCAACAUAAUGUGAAAACGAUAUCUCGUUAUAUCUACUCUCGACAGUCGACUUGGUAAAUAUGCCGGUGAUUUACACAACACUGUGUAUUUUUUCAGUGUUUUCGUGCUCGAUAUAAAAAAAAGGAAACAUUAUGGAAACUGUUCGACCGUGUGGCUGCAAAGGAAUACGCUCUUGCUUAAUUUGCGAGGCUAAAUACAAGAUAUCGAAGCCGGAUCUGAAGGAAAUAUUACAGAAAAGCAAAUCUUAUGUUUAUUGCCCAUAUUGUGAUAAAUUAUCACCUGGAUGGGAUGUAGACGAGUACAAAAAACAUCCUCAUCAUGAUGGAAAUUUAAUUGAUUAUCCUGGUGUUUAUAUCAAGUUAAAUUUCUUAAAUGAAGAUGAGGCUAAGAAACUGAUGGAAGCACUCGAUUAUCUCCCUUGGCAAACUUCACAGAGUGGUAGAAGAAAACAGAAUUUUGGACCAAAAUGUAAUUUUAAAAAGCGAAAGUUACGAUUAGGAGUAUUUGACGGUUUUCCUAAAACAACACAGUUUGUACAGAGUAAAUUUCAAGAAAUACCACUGCUACAUGGUUUUAGAACUAUCGAGCAAUGUUCGCUUGAAUAUGAUCCCGAACGAGGUGCCUCUAUUGAUCCUCACAUCGACGAUUGCUGGAUUUGGGGAGAACGUAUAGUGACUGUUAAUGUUCUCGGAGAUGCUGUGUUAACAAUGACUCCUUAUCAUGGUCCAAUAACACGAUACAACUUAGACUGUGUUUCAAGAUACAAUUCCAUCCUAGAAAAAGGCAUUUGUAAUAACACACAAAUUGAUAUUGAUGAUAACAUGGUAGUACGAUUGCCGAUGCCUGCCAGGUCACUCAUGAUUUUAUAUGGUCCAGCAAGAUAUCAGUGGGAACAUUCCGUUCUUCGACAAGAUGUCGCAUCGAGGCGCGUUUGUCUCGCAUAUCGUGAAUUAACGCCACCAUAUCUUGAGAAUGGGGAACAUCAUGAAGAAGCUUCUAAGAUUUUGAGGCAAGCUUUAUUCUUCUGGUGAUAUUGCUAUGAAAUAGAUUUAAAUAAUAAAUUUAUCAAAUAUAUUUUUUUUCGUUUGACGGAAUAAAUAUAUAUGUAAAUACCAUUUAAGUAGAACAAAGAUAUUUUAUUCAUAACACAAAAAUGUAAUAUAUUAAUAGUAUUUAAUAGAUAUCAAUAUCUUUUACAGUAAUCUUUGUAUAAUUUGAAAAGAAGUGUGCGUGUUCUAUUAUUAUUCAAUAAGUAAUUCAUACUUGAAAAUAAUACUUUUUCUCUUAUAGCACACACAAACAUUCUUAAUUAUCUCUAUAGUAUAAAUUUAAAAUUAAUUUGAAAUCAUGAAAUUUGAAUUUAAAUUAAAAAAUUUCGCAACAUCUAAUUAUUAAAUACAUAUUAUUUAAAACAGAUAUUAAUUGGACUGUUUAUUUAGUUAUAAG